This is a messenger RNA of Penicillium oxalicum, 1623 nucleotides long. Its product is annotated as class II fumarate hydratase. Gene Ontology annotation, cellular component: mitochondrion; tricarboxylic acid cycle heteromeric enzyme complex. Gene Ontology annotation, molecular function: fumarate hydratase activity. Gene Ontology annotation, biological process: fumarate metabolic process; tricarboxylic acid cycle; malate metabolic process. Lineage: Eukaryota; Fungi; Ascomycota; Eurotiomycetes; Eurotiales; Aspergillaceae. The transcript has 6 exons. The record is from RefSeq and is a predicted model, not a curated record. Bases 1 to 1623 code for a protein of 540 amino acids.
AUGAACCCUACCGCGUCCCGAGCCGCGGUGCGCUCGAUGGUCAGCAUGACACAUGCGGCCAGAGCUGCCAACCCCGCAGCCCGCAGUGUUUUGUCGGUUGCAACUCGCUCGCCGUUUGCUAGCCGGGCCUUGAGCUCCAAUAGCCGUCUCGGUGGACAAUUCCCCCGCCUUCAGCUUCUCAACACCAACAAGCGAUCCUUCAGCACGACCCUCAACAUGUCUACUGCUCCCCGCACUGAAAGCGAUGCCUUUGGCGAGAUCCAGGUUCCCGGCGACAAGUACUGGGGUGCCCAGACUCAGCGCUCGCUCGGCAACUUUGACAUCAACCAGCCUCAGGAUCGUAUGCCUCCUCCCGUGGUCAAGGCCUUUGGUAUCCUGAAGGGCGCCGCUGCCACCGUCAACAUGAAGUAUGGCCUGGACCCCAAGAUCGGCGAGGCCAUCAAGCAGGCCGCCGCCGAGGUCGCCGAGGGCAAGCUGCUGGAUCACUUCCCUCUGGUUGUCUGGCAGACCGGCUCUGGUACUCAGUCCAACAUGAACUCCAACGAGGUGAUCUCCAACCGCGCUAUUGAGAUUUUGGGUGGCACCAUGGGCAGCAAGAAGCCCGUCCACCCCAACGACCACGUUAACAUGUCCGCCUCCUCCAACGACUCUUUCCCCACUGUCAUGCACAUCGCGGCCGUUCUCGAGCUCGAGAACACCCUUCUGCCGUCUCUCAAGAAGCUCCGCGACGCUCUGCAGGUCAAGGUUAACAAGUGGGAGAAGCUGAUCAAGAUCGGCCGUACCCACUUGCAGGAUGCUACUCCCCUCACUCUGGGUCAGGAGUUCUCCGGCUACGUUGCUCAGCUGGACCGUAACAUCGAGCGCGUUCAGGCUUCUCUCCCUCACCUCCGCUACCUCGCUCAGGGUGGUACUGCUGUGGGUACCGGUCUGAACACCUUCAAGGGCUUCGAUGAGGCCGUCGCUGCCGAGAUCAGCAAGAUGACCGGCACCGAGUUCAAGACUGCGCCCAAUAAGUUCGAGGUUCUGGCUGCCCACGACUCCAUCGUCGAGGCCUCCGGUUCCCUCAACACCCUGGCCGGCUCCCUGUUCAAGAUUGCGCAGGAUGUGCGCUACCUCGGAUCCGGUCCUCGCUGCGGUCUCGGCGAGCUGAUCCUGCCCGAGAACGAGCCCGGCUCUUCCAUCAUGCCCGGCAAGGUCAACCCCACCCAGUGCGAGUCCCUGACCAUGGUCUGCGCUCAGGUGAUGGGUAACCACGUGGCUGCCACCAUCGGUGGCAUGAACGGUCAGUUUGAGCUGAACGUGUUCAAGCCCGUCAUGAUCCGCAACCUGCUCCACAGCGUGCGCAUCCUGUCCGACGGCAUGGACAGUUUCCGUGUGCACCUGGUCGAGGGUCUUGAGGCCAACGAGGAGCGCAUCAACUCUCUCCUGCACGAGAGUCUGAUGUUGGUGACUUGUCUCAACCCCGUCAUCGGUUACGACAUGGCCUCCAAGGUUGCCAAGAACGCCCACAAGAAGGGAAUCACCCUCAAGGAGAGUGCCAUGGAGCUGAAGGCUCUGAGCUCCGAGGAGUUUGAUCAGCACGUGCGUCCCGAGCUGAUGCUGGCGCCCAAGGAGAAGAAAUAG